AUGCAUGAUUCGGAUAACGCCCAAAGACCCAAUGCCUACAUCGACGGUAUUGUCCCUCCCGCUGAAGGACCUAUGACAGAUGAGAAACCGAAACAACGAGUUGAAUCCGCAGCUCCUCAGCAGAACGCGACGGCCAAUCUUGAGCAUGGACUUGGUGGAGAGCAACCACCAGAGCAGCCAGUGCAAAUAGGAGUUUCGGCAGGCGACGAAUACAGUGUAUUAACGACAACUCAAAAGAAAUGUGUGGUUCUCACAGCAUCUUUAGCUUCGGUAUUCUCGCCCAUGGCUACUUCCAUCUAUUACCCAUCGCUAGAUACGAUUGCAAAGGAUCUGAACGUGUCAAAUGCCAAAAUUAAUAUCACUAUCACUCUUUUUCUGGUCAUCCAAGGAAUAGCACCGUCUUUUGUUGCAGAUCUCGCCGAUAAGACGGGCCGAAGGCCUAUGUACAUAGUAUGCUAUAUCAUUUUUACGGCUGCCAACAUAGGCCUAGCCCUACAGAACAGCUAUGUUCCACUCCUCAUCUUGAGAAUGAUUCAGAGCUCAGGUUCGUCUGGGACGGUGGCUCUGGCAAACGGAGUCGUUGGAGACAUUAUCACCUCAGCAGAACGUGGAACUUACAUCGCCUUUGCUUCCGUCGGUGGAAUUCUGGCUCCGACGAUAGCUCCAGUCAUAGGUGGACUACUUGGACAGUAUGCUGGGUGGCAUUUUAUUUUCUGGUUCCUGGUCAUAUUUUCCGCGGCUGUUUUUAUCCCGUUGAUUCUGUUCCUACCGGAGACGUGCCGGAACGUUGUUGAUAACGGCACGAUUCCAGCGCCGCUAUUGUCGAGAAAUAUCACAGAUACCAUACGACACAGGAGGAGAAAUAAAGCCGGGCUUACUUUCAACGAAGCUAAGAAUGCGGAGCUGAGCAAGAAUUAUCGAUGGCGUGCUCCAAAUCCGCUCUCAACGCUGAAGGUGAUACUGGACCCUGAGAGUGCUUGCAUUCUUGUAACCACCGGGCUCGGGCUUGGAUGUUUUUAUGCCGUCAGUACGGGCGCAUCUGAUGUUUUUACGAAGGUCUACGGGUUCAACCAGCUCAAGAUAUCCCUUAUGUUCGUCCCCGUUGGCAUCGGUAGUCUUAUCUCAGUAUUCACAACUGGGAAAAUUGUAGAUUGGAAUUACCGACGGCACGCAAAGAAACUAGGAAUCCCAGUUGUCAAGAAUAGGCGGCAAGAUCUCACCAACUUUCCCAUUGAAAAAGCUCGUCUACAGAUCGCAUUCCCCUUCGCCUUCAUCGCGGGCGCAUUCGUGAUCGCAUAUGGCUGGAUCAUGGCUCAGAAGCUAACCUUAGCCGCACCGAUCAUCGCGCUCUUCCUUACCGGCUACUCACUUACUUCCUCCUUCCAAGUACUGAAUAUCCUGAUGGUUGAUAUUCACCCCAGCAAACCAUCUGUUGCUACUGCUGCCAACAACUUUGUGCGCUGCGAAAUUGGAGCUGUAUUUUCAGCGAUCAUACUUCCACUUACUGAUGCGGUGGGAAUUGGGUGGGCUUAUACCAUCCUUGCAUUAAUAUUCAUGGUGUUUAACCCAGUACUUCUGGUUAUCAUGCGUCAAGGGCCGAAAUGGAGGAAAGAGAGGAAAGAAAAAGAGGAUAGAGCUAGCGCUGCGAAAAAGGAUAAGGCUGAUAGACUUGGGGAACGAAGGGCGUAA
Messenger RNA from Venustampulla echinocandica, 1689 nucleotides. Its product is annotated as MFS general substrate transporter. The record is from RefSeq and is a predicted model, not a curated record. The transcript is spliced from 4 exons. Gene Ontology annotation, molecular function: transmembrane transporter activity. The coding region runs from base 1 to 1689 and encodes 562 amino acids. Gene Ontology annotation, biological process: transmembrane transport. NCBI's taxonomy places the organism in Eukaryota, Fungi, Ascomycota, Leotiomycetes, Helotiales, Pleuroascaceae.